Seminavis robusta is the source of this 1188-nucleotide messenger RNA. NCBI's taxonomy places the organism in Eukaryota, Bacillariophyta, Bacillariophyceae, Naviculales, Naviculaceae. The record is from the annotation of a GenBank genome assembly.
AUGGAGGGCAACGACUUCUGGGAACGGAGGAGGAGAUUUCUCCUCCUUUCAGGUGCACUAGAGCUUCAUCAGAGCAGCUUUGUCUCCAAUUUGACAGAAGAGGGUCGCCAAAGGCGGCAGCGCUCCCUUCCAAGACCAGCCCUUCUUUUCCCUGCUGAUUCGCCCUGGCAGAGACUUUAUAGCUCUGGCAACAAUCAAGCUCUGAUAACCACUACUGGAUUUGAUCAUCGUGCGUUCCAUGAGCUGCUGAAAUAUUUCGAACCAUGGUUCAACAGUCACAGUCCAUGGACUGGCAGUCAGGAUGGAACGACUUGUCGUCGAUUGAAAAGACGUGGUCGUGCUGGUAGACGCCGCAUUAUCGAUGCUCCAAAGUGUCUUGGCUUGGUGCUGACUUGGUACAGGUUUCGUGGGGGAGAGUACAUUCUCCAGGGCUGGUUUGGUUUUACAGGCACACAUGCCAACGUUUGGCUUCGAUUUGGAAGACGCGGUCUCUUAUGUGUGCUUGGCAAUCAGCCGUUCUGCAAAGUGCAAAUUCCAGAAGAUGCCAAGAUCCAGCAGCUUUCAAAUGCAAUAGAAGCCAAGCAUCCCCUGUUGAAGAACGUCUUCUGUGUUGCAGAUGGAUUGAAGCUGACCUUUCAACAAUGCGAAGAUUUGGACGAGCAAUCCAUGUAUUACAAUGGCUGGACGCACGACCAUUACAUUACAAAUCUGUUUGUUUUCAGCAUCGAUGGAUUCAUUAUCCUGUAUGUCAUCAAUGCCCCUGGCUCUAUGCAUGACUCCACUUUGGCCGAGUACGGAGGGGUAUAUGACAAAUUACACGAAGUCUUCGAACGCACUGGUGGAAAGUGCUGUGUGGAUAGUGCAUUCACAACGAUGUCGAAUCCUUUCUUGAUUAAAUCCUCUCAGAACAUCACAACAGCAACCGAUGCUAUGGAUCUGCUGAUCCAUGAACAGGCCACUUCUCUUCGACAAUCGGCAGAAUGGGGAAUGCGUGCAAUGCAAUCAGCAUUUCCAAGGCUUAAGGAUCGCAUUCACUAUGAAGAGAAUGGCGAACGUAUGGUCGUGCUGCAAUUGUUGACUUUGUUGUACAAUGCCCGUAUUUCUCUUGUUGGAUUGAACCAAUUGCAGAACACAUACGUUCCUUCUUGGAGCGUCGAUGCAGCUUUCUACAUUCAGGAACAAGAAUAG